AUGGGUCACGCGGCGUUUCAGCUCGUUCGCGCCGUAACCCUAACGGACACCUCUGGUAGCUCUCGUUCUUCUCCCACUCCCCCUAGCACCGCUCUCAGCCGCUUUCUCGGUCCCGCUGCGACGGCGACGGCGAGUCCGAGUCGCAUUCUCUGCUGCACCCAAUGGCGCUCCUCCAUUCUCAUUGGCUGCAGCGACGGCGCGCUGUUAGAGUACCGCCCGGCGGGAGCGGCAGCAUCAGCAGCAGCGGACCAAUCAGCGGCUUCCGCGCCGCGUGUCGCGGCUGGCAACGGUGGCUAUUCGCUGUUCGCGCGGAAAGACGGUUUCGCGCCGUCCGCCAUUAUGCGACUCGAGAUCGCGCUGCCGACAGCAGCUGCUGCUGAUAGUUCCGAUGCCCCCGCCGCCCCCGCCGCUUCCGCCACGUCCGGCGCUUCCGGGGCGGCGGGCAUGCUGAUCGCGCUGGCGGACUGCGUGAGGCUGGCGGCGCUGCCUUCUUUGGAGCCGCUGACGUGUCUCCCGCGCACAGCUGGCGCCACGUCAUUGGCGUGGGACGCGGAGGGCGGCGUGCUGUGCGUGGCGAUCAAGAGGAGAGUGCUCGUGCUGCGGUUUGAUGGCCGUUCAACCUUCAAGGAGGAGCGAGAAUUCACCUGUCCAGACGCCCCUCGCCUGCUCGCCCUGCCCUCGCCCACCACUCUCUGCGCCGCCACACCCACCAAGUACCUUCUGCACCACAUUCCACCGCCCGGCACCGUUGGAAGCGGGGGCUCGUGGCGGGACAUGCUGCCAUGCGGGCAGGUGGCCCCACCCAGUGUGGUGAAGUUGCCUCGUGGAGAGAUGCUAGUCGGCAAGGACAGCAUAGGGCUCUUUCUUGACGCCUCUGGUCGCCCUCUGCGCUCACACGGCAUCAACUGGUCGCGCCCGCCCUCCCACGUGGCUGUUAUGCCCCCCUAUGCCCUCGCCAAGCUGCCCAACUACAUCGAGGUGCGCUCCUUGCUUCCAGGUCAUGCUUUGGUGCAAGCCAUCCCCCUGCGGGAGCAUGCAGCGUUGUGGACUCCUCUAAAUCUCCCCACUGCCACUACUGGCGCCGUUGAAGGCAGCAGCAGGGGGGCAGGGCGGUCAGCCCGGGGUGUGUUUGCAGUGGCGGAGGAGAGUGUGUACAUCGUCGCUCCUGUCUCCCUUGCCGCUCAGAUCGACCAGCUUGUGAGCGAGGGGCUGUUUGAAGAGGCGCUCUCUCUGUGUGAGGGGCUGGAGGAUGGAGAGGGGGAGGAGGAGGAAGGGGCGAGGGAGGGGGAGGAGGAGAGGAGUGGCCAUCCGAGAAGGCGCAUGGACUUGGUUCGACUUCGUCUGGCCCACCAUCUCUUCUCAUCGGGUGAAUUCGAUCGAGCCAUGCAGCAACUCGCCCUCUGCUCCUCGCCGCCCCUCCUCCCAGCCCUCUCGCUCUUCCCCUUCCUCCCCUCCCUCCCCUCCUCCAUCCUCUCCCUCGCUACCGCCUCCUCCCCCUACCCUCCCUCCUUCCCCUCCGCCUCCCCCUCCUCCCCCUCCUACCCUCUCUCUCCUUCCUCCACACCUUCUGCUGCUGCAACACCACUGGGAACUGCCUUUGACUUCAACCACUCGCUCUUCUCCUCCUCUGGGCCCCUCACCUUCGGACAGCGUCCCAGCCCACCUCCCCCUGCUGCCACUAGCAGCAGCUACAACACCCACGGCUCCCUUGGCAGUAACAUCAAGAGUGGCGAUGCAACCGCCACCGUAGAAAGCAGCAGCAGCAGCAACAACCUGGGAGCGAGUGGUGGUGGUGGUGGUGGGGGGGUGUCUUUCGAAGGGCCUCUGGAUGCAGCAUCUGUUUCUCGCGCUGCUGCUGCUGUCACUGCUGCUGCUUCUGCUGCUGCUGUGCGGACUGGUGAUGGGCAUGGGCAGGCGUUAGCCAUACAGGCAGCUCCUUCUGAGUUCUCCCCUGCGGCGGUUGAUCGCUUUAUUGCCGCUCUCUCUGUUCAGACUUCUCUCUCUCAGCCUCAUCCUCCUGCUGCUUCUCCUUCACUUGUCAUUCCGAAUCAAGAAGGGAGAGGUGUUGGGACUGAUAAUGGGUUAUUUCAUAUGCAGAGUGAAGGAGCAGGGAGAGGUGGAGGGGGAGCGUCCAUGUCAGCAGCGGGCGUUGCUGACUCAGCAGACCCGAUGCACCCGCUCCGGUCGGCCCUGCAUGUGUUGUGGGCGGCGGACAACGUCUGCCACGUCAGCACUGUGGAAGCUGCACUGCGUGAGGAGGACAGGUGGCGCGACGUGAUUCGCUUUUUGUUUUUUAAGGGAUUGCACAGAGAGGGUCUUGUGUUCUUAAGAGAGAUGCUUAAAGGCGGUGGUGUGGGAAUGGGGUGGGAAGGGGAGGAGGGGACAGAGCCGGUGGGACGGAGGAAGGGAGAGGGAGAAGGAAUGGAGGGAGAAGGGGAAGGUGGUGGUAGUGGUGAUGAUGAUGAUGGUGGUGGUGGUGAUGGCACGAGGGGGAGGAGGAGGGAUGCUGACGUGGUAGAGAACUGCUUCAAGGAAUACGUGGAGCUGCUAGGUCAGCAGCCACGUCAGCAGCCGCUCGUGCUGGAGGCGCUGACGUGGCGUUUUCAGGACGACCCGACAGCAGCGCUGGCACUGCUCACAUCGCUGCGGCACCCGCCGCCCAACGACCUGGUGCUCUCGCUUAUUCGUCAGACCUGGUGCUCUCUCUCAUCCGUCAGGUGGCCCCUCACCUCAGUGCCUCCUUUCUUGAACACCUCCUGGAGCAGACAGCACAGGCCCCCUGCUCCCAGCUCAUGUUCAUUCCCCCCCUCCCUCUCUCCCUUCAUUUCCCCACCAGACCUGGUGCUCUCGCUUAUUCGUCAGGUGGCCCCUCACCUCAGUGCCUCCUUUCUUGAACAUCUCUUGGAGCAGACCGCCCAGCCCCCCCAUUGCUCCCUUCAUGUCCCGCCAUGUUCUCUGCCUGUCUCCCACCACUUCCCACCACAUCUCACCCCGCCAGACCUGGUGCUCUCUCUCAUCCGUCAGGUGGCCCCUCACCUCAGUGCCUCCUUCCUUGAACAUCUCUUGGAGCAGACAGCCCAAGCCAUGGGAGAGGGGGGUGGUGGGGAGGGCUUGGAGGAAGGGGAAGGGGAGGACGGGGAGGAGGGAUCCGGAGACGGCUGGAGGGGCAGCCGCGGCAGUGGUGGCGGCGGCGGAGGGAGCGGGAGAGAGGGUGGGGAGAGCGGAAGGCGGUGGAGUAGCAGCAGUGGGGCUGGUGCGCCUGGCGGUGGUGCUGGUGGUGGUGGGGUUGGGGAGGUGCAGGAUGUGGGAGCAGCAGCAUCACAGCUACAGCUAGACCUGGUUCGGCUCAGCCUUCACCGGGUCAGAACGGAGCUCCGCCAAUCAGCACCAGCCACGUCAGCAGCAGGGGUGUCCUCAGCCACGUCAGCAGCAGCAGCAGGGGAACGCUCUGCUGUGAUUGGUCCAGAGAGGGCCAAGCUGGCAGCUGUGUUGCAGCGUAUCAGGCUGCGACUGAUUCCAGAGCCCUCCAAGCGCCCUCUUCGAGGAAAAGACCCCUCUUGCCCUCCAAGCUUCUCCUGCACUUGUGGCUCCACACUUACGCCCAUCCACCUGCCCAUGGAUAUGCCAUCGCCCAUGCACCUGCCCAUGGAUAUGCCAUCGCCCAUGCACCUGCCCAUGGAUAUGCCAUCGCCCAUGCACCUGCCCAUGGAUAUGCCAUCGCCCAUGCACCUGAACAGGUACCCAACCGUGGCCCUGCUGCUGCUGUGUCUCAUCCCACUCAUCAAUCCCCCCUUUCCCUGCUCGUCCCUCCAGGUGCUCCACAUGCUCCCUCCAGGCUCCCUCUUUGAGGAAAAGGCCUCCCUUCUCCUGCGCCUCUUGCUCCACACUCACGCCCAUCCACCUGCCCAUGCAUCUAGCAAUGGCACUGCCACUGCACCUAACCUUGGCACUCGGGUCUGGAUGCACCCAACCAUGGCACUGCUGCUGCUGUGUCUCAUCCCACUCAUCAAUUUUCCCUUUCUUCCCUCCUCUCCGCUACAGGUGCUGCAAAUGCUCCCUCCAGGCUCCCUCUUUGACGAAAAGGCCUCCCUUUUCCUGCGCCUGGGGAUUUGUGGCAGUGCUUCUGGUGUGUCUCAUCUCAUCCCACUCAUCAAUCCUCUCCCUCCCUGCGCGUCCCUCCAGGUGCUCCAAAUGCUCCCUCCAGGCUUCCUCUUUGACGAAAAGGCCUCCCUUCUCCUGCGCCUCCUGCUCCACACCUACACCCAUCCACCUGCCCAAGCUACAGCGCCUGUGCACGCGACACCCAUGGGAGCAGCGAUGCCGUUAGGUGUAAGAAGGCCUGUGCGUGCAGCAGAGGCGGCAGCAGCAGCAGUGGAGGCAGUGGGAGGUCGGGAUGCCCUCCUGUGGAUGGUGCUUGUGCUCUAUGCCAGGAAGGUGCGUUUUCUUGUUGGGAAGAAGGCCAAAGAGAUGUUUGCCGCCCACUUUGGAAGGAUCUACAUAACAAGUCAAGGGGAGGGAGAGGAAGGUGCGGAGAAGGUGGAUGGAGGUGGAGGGCCAGGAGAUGGACAAGGAGUCAAAGCAGAAACAAGAAUGGCAGAAGAACCAGCAGAAUCAGCAGCAAUGGAUGCAGCGGCAAGUGCGACUGGUGCAGAGAAGAGGGGAAAGAGACUAGCUGUGAUUGCGGAUGUGGAAAGGGAGGGGGAAAACAGGGAGGAAAACAGCAGCCCUGCCUCGUCGUCGUCCCUUGUGGUUUCCUCCUCCCCGGCCCCACAAGGCCCCACGGGUGUGACACGUGUUCUGAAAGAAGGGGGGGAAGCAGGUCAAGCCUUUGAUGAGGUUAGGAGGCGAGGGGGGGCGAACAGGUGGGGGCUGAGGGAGGGGGUGAUGGUGGCGGCGGCUCUUGAGAGCGUGCUGCCAUAUUUAGGGGCGGGGCUGCGAGCGGGCAGUGAGCAGCAGAGGAACGAGCUGCCAUGCAGCGUGCUGCCAUACCUAGAGGCAGUGCUGCGAGCGGGCAGCGAGCAGCGGAGGAACAGUGCUGUGGUGAAGAACCUCAGGCGCAGCGAGAAUCUGCAGCUCCGGGAGGAGUUGGCGAAUGGAAGGAAGCGCCACGCCAGCAUCACGGGGGACCGACUGUGCGCCAUCUGUCGCAAGCGGAUUGGUGGGAGCGUGUUUGCAGUCUAUCCGGGCGGCACGCUGGUGCAUUUUGUCUGCUUCCAACACCACCAGACGCAGCUGCCUGCUGCUGCUGCACUCCCUUGCCCCCACUCCCUUGCCCCCACUCCCUUGCCCCCACUCCCUUGCCCCCACUCCCUUGCCCCCACUCCCUUGCCCCCACUCCCUUGCCCCCACUCCCUUGCCCCCACUCCCUUGCCCCCACUCCCUUGCCCCCACUCCCUUGCCCCCACUCCCUUGCCCCCACUCCCUUGCCCCCACUCCCUUGCCCCCACUUCCUUGCUCUUCCUCUCUGCUUCCUCCCGCUCCUGGGCCGUGUCCCACACUGGACCCUUCCACCCUGCUAUCCCCAGUUCCCCUUGCCACCAGUUGCUCGUCAUUUCAGCUGAUACACCUGCCCUGACCCUCACCUCUUCGUUCUUCCCUUCAGCUUCUACUGCUGCUGGUGCACCCGCCCAUGCCCCCAACUCUUCGUUCUUCCCUACUGCUUCUGCCACUUCUGGUUUGCACGCCUUUACCCCCAUCUUCUCUUCCUUCCCUUCCGCUUCCGCUGUUGCUGGUGUACACGCCUCUACCCCUACCUUCUCGUUCUUCCCUUCUGCUUCCGCCACUGCUGGUACACACUCUUCUGCCCCUUCCUGCUCGUCCCUUCCUUCCGUAUCUGCUGCUACUGUUACACAUACCCCUGCCCCCACCUUCUCCUCCUUUCCUUCCGUUUUUGGAGUUGCUGCUAUACAUGCCCAUGCCCCCACCUUUCUCACACGCUCCCCUCGUCCGUCCCUGCCCCCACUGCGCAGCCUCAUAUCUUCACGAACACGCAGCACAGCAUAG
Molecule: messenger RNA, 6003 nt
Organism: Closterium sp. Naga37s-1
Lineage: Eukaryota; Viridiplantae; Streptophyta; Zygnematophyceae; Desmidiales; Closteriaceae
Source: the annotation of a GenBank genome assembly